Messenger RNA from Hypomesus transpacificus, 730 nucleotides. RefSeq names its product ring finger protein 151 (gene rnf151). Lineage: Eukaryota; Metazoa; Chordata; Actinopteri; Osmeriformes; Osmeridae. The record is from RefSeq and is a predicted model, not a curated record. The transcript is spliced from 6 exons. Gene Ontology annotation, molecular function: ubiquitin-protein transferase activity; zinc ion binding. Gene Ontology annotation, biological process: protein ubiquitination; positive regulation of JNK cascade; regulation of canonical NF-kappaB signal transduction. The coding region runs from base 92 to 730 and encodes 212 amino acids. Gene Ontology annotation, cellular component: plasma membrane signaling receptor complex.
GUCAUUGCCAGAGGGAUUGUGCGAGGGAGCUGUGAAAGUAACACUUGCAGCAAGUGUGGCUACAUGAAAGUUAACAACAGAACAGUGAAUCAUGAGCGGGGGUUACGAUGUCGACCUGUUUGUGGAGGUUCCAGACUGUGAGCUGAUCUGCACCAUCUGCAGGUGUGUGUUAAGGUGUCCCGUCAGAACGGCCUGCAGCCAUGUUUUCUGCAAGAGCUGCAUCCUGCAGUGGAUUCAGAGGCAGGACACGUGUCCGUGCUGUAGGAAGCCAGUCAGUCCCAGUCUGAUGAUGGCCUUGUAUAAGCUGAACAAAACCAUCGGGCGUUUGAGGGUCAAGUGUGCCAACGAGGGCUGUUCCUCCACCUUCUUCCUGUCAGAGGAGCUCCUCCACUCCUCCUGCUGCCUCUUCCAGGAGGUCCCCUGCCUUCACCAGGGCUGCUCUGCACAGGUGCCCCGGCACCACCUGGAGAGCCAUGCCCGCCACUGCAGCCACUGGACCCAGCUCUGCCCCAUGGGCUGUGGAACCAUGCUCACCCAGGCCACAAGGGCUCAGCACAACUGCUACAGGCAGCUGAAGCAGCAGGUGGAGGCUCAGAGGCGGAAUCACAGGGCCAUUGCCAGAGCUCUCAGCAGGAAGAUGAUUCGAGUGCAGAGCGCCAUCACUCACAUGAAGAGACAGGUGGCACUGAUCAGCAAGAGCUUGGAUUGGCUGGAGGGGGGCAGUCGGUAG